This is a messenger RNA of Mirounga angustirostris (Northern elephant seal), 1103 nucleotides long. It is a transcript of the gene URAD, whose product is annotated as ureidoimidazoline (2-oxo-4-hydroxy-4-carboxy-5-) decarboxylase. Gene Ontology annotation, cellular component: peroxisome. Gene Ontology annotation, biological process: allantoin metabolic process; urate catabolic process. The record is from RefSeq and is a predicted model, not a curated record. NCBI's taxonomy places the organism in Eukaryota, Metazoa, Chordata, Mammalia, Carnivora, Phocidae. Gene Ontology annotation, molecular function: 2-oxo-4-hydroxy-4-carboxy-5-ureidoimidazoline decarboxylase activity. The transcript has 2 exons. The coding region runs from base 1 to 522 and encodes 173 amino acids.
AUGGACAUUGAGAAGGUCAACUCCAUGGACUUCGGAGAAUUUGUGGAUGUGUUUGGGAAUGUCAUUGAGAGAUGUCCCCUGAUUGCAGCUGCUGUUUGGUCCCAGCGCCCAUUCUCCAACUUGGAAGAUUUAGAGAAGCACUUUUUUGCCUUUAUUGAUGCCCUUCCACAGUCAGGCCAAGAGGGCAUCCUGCGCUGCCACCCGGACCUGGCGGGCCGCGAGCUGCAGCGGGGCACGCUCACCGCCGACUCGCAGCGCGAGCAGAGAAGCGCGGGCCUGACGAGCCUGGGCGCGGACGAGCGGCGCCGGCUGGCGGAGCUCAACGCGCAGUACCGCGCGCGCUUCGGCUUCCCCUUCGUGCUCGCCGCGCGUCUGAGCGACCCGGCGGCGGUGCGGCGGGAGCUGGCGCGCCGGCUGCCCCGUCCGCCCGCGCAGGAGUUGCGCACCGCCCUGGGCGAGGUGAAGAAGAUCGGCCACCUGCGUCUCGCCGAGCUCCUGGGCGCCCACCCAGCCACGCCGUAGCGGCCGCGCGAGCCCGCGACCCGGGGCGCCCGCCGGGACGCGUAGGGACGCGAGGCUGGCGCAGGCCCGGAACGGCGUCCACACGCGCCCAAAGGGAGGGGACAACUGAAGCCAUCGCACGAAUAAUGAGCCCUUUUGUCCUCCCCCCCCCCACGCGCACGCUUUGCCAAAAUAGCUAUAUAGGUUCGUGCUUUGCCCCCCAUUUAUCCAGCUCACUGCCUCAAUUCUCCACUCCCUUUGCAGCGCGUUGACGCCACCCGCCUUUGUGGAUUCCAAAGCGCUUAUCCAGCCCUUGUUGGCGCCGCAUCCUCUCCUGCGAAGCCCGAGCUGCGAAGCAAAACGGGCGGAAAAGGAAUCUUUUUAUUCCACAGUGGUUUGUCUGUUUUUUCUUCUCCCACCUCAUUUGCUGUACCCGACAUUAACAUGUGAGCAGAAGUAGGUUUCUCACGGCGCCUACGGGGGCCGGAGUGAGAAAAGCAAAGUACUGAUUUGGGUCUUCCGCGCCGGGGAAGCCGAGGGUGGGGGUCGGUGGGCGGAUGGGAGCCUCGCGAUGGGCCAGCGUUGGGAAGGCGCCCCGUAGG